Molecule: messenger RNA, 486 nt
Organism: Puccinia triticina
Lineage: Eukaryota; Fungi; Basidiomycota; Pucciniomycetes; Pucciniales; Pucciniaceae
Exons: 2
Coding region: 1-486 (161 amino acids)
Source: RefSeq, a predicted model, not a curated record
AUGUGCGAACGCCUGACUUCCCCACCAGACGACCUCAUCUGGGAAAUGUCGAUGACCCAGGAAGGCCUGGCCGGCAAGACUCAGCACAUUCAGGCGUCCAACGCCGUCGGGUUUGUCACAGCCCUUGAGCAUAUGGCCAAGGAGUCAGACGGCGUGACCUUUGGCCUACACAUUUCUAGUAUCAACCCCUCAGAGUUCAAUGACAUGGCCACUGAUUCCAGUGAUGGCGACCCUGCGGGCACCACCAAUUUGCCACUCCCGCCCCCCAACUCACUGUCACCCCCGCGCAUCAGACUCGCAGGACUGAAACCCACGAGCAAACCACGAAUCACUUUGACCCCAAUUGGGUUGGCAGUAGAGUACACCCUCUACGUCCCCCAUGGUGACCUCAAGAGAAAAAUAUUUGCCCACCUCGCCAAGCAGUGCGACCCUGGCCGACUUGAUGUCGUUGCCAUUGAAAGCAAUGUCCUCAGUUGCUUGGCGUGA